Molecule: messenger RNA, 1185 nt
Organism: Fundulus heteroclitus (mummichog)
Lineage: Eukaryota; Metazoa; Chordata; Actinopteri; Cyprinodontiformes; Fundulidae
Gene: atox1
Product: antioxidant 1 copper chaperone
Exons: 3
Coding region: 162-368 (68 amino acids)
Biological process (GO): copper ion transport
Cellular component (GO): cytosol
Molecular function (GO): copper chaperone activity; metal ion binding
Source: RefSeq, a predicted model, not a curated record
AUAUCCUGUUUCGUUGCCAUACUUAGCUUGAUAGCGGUCAGCUAAGCAGGUUGUAAACCUCUUUUUUCCCGUUAUUGUGGUCCUUGGCGACAUUUCCAAGUUGAUUAAAGGCAAAAAUCCAGAGUUGGUCCAAUCGCUAAGAGCGACACGCCACUGACAACAUGACUAAGCACGAGUUUGAGGUGGCGAUGACCUGCGAAGGAUGCUCCGGAGCCGUCACAAGAAUCCUCAACAAGCUUGGAGACGUGAAGUUUGAGAUCGACCUGCCCAGGAAGCUGGUUUGGAUCGAGUCCGACAGGGAUGUGGACGUUCUCAUGGAGACGCUGAAGAAAUGCGGAAAGGAAGUCAAGUACAACGGCACUAAAUGAAGGAGUCUGCUUCGUGCGUUCCACAGGUGACACGCUGCCGAUAACGGUGUUAAAGUCCACGUUCUGCUCCAUGUCCCUUUUUUAGCUUUUAUUGCCGCAUUUGCCUGUUAAGGAACAUUCGACAAAAGUCCGAACACACGUUUGAUGUUUCAGCAACUAUUCGUUUUGAAAGUUAGGAUUUGUUCGCUCACAUUGUUAAGCGUUAAAUGAUCUUUUCUUCCAGGAAAUUCUGCUGCUGUAAAGAAAAGAAUGAAGCUAGACUAGAAGCCAAUUAGCAGGAGCACCCAAAGGUGCCACGCCACAUCAACCCAGAUGCUUAAAAAAACGAUCUCUGAUGAACUUUCUCUGAUUGCCUGCAGUUUGGAGCACUUUCAGGUGGAGCUUAAAGAAUCUGUUACUGACUGUGGUAAACGUCCCCUUAAUCCUGCAAAACAAUCACGUUAGUCUCCCUGUAGAGCAGUUGAAGUACCUCUAUCUGUUUUAAUCAUGAACUAUUGGUUCUUUUUGCUUUCUUACAUCGACUCAGUUCUGCUGACAGCAAAUCUCGUCCUUCAAAGUGUCAUGGAGAAUGUCUAUCGUUAUGAUCUGGGGUGGAAGGCUCGCCAUCUGUUUGUUUGCUUUCCGGGACCACCAGCUUUUUCUUUAUUUUUUUACUCUACAGUACAUCACAUGGAUUAAGAUCCUCUGGAUUCUCUGACAGAUAUCUGUGUUUGUAGUUGGAUUCUGAGUUUUGUUACCACCUUCUCCUGGAUAAUAUUGAUUUCCAGUAUGUCUUAUCCACGCACAAUGGAAAUAAAAUCAGUGUGUAAAACCUGUC